Molecule: messenger RNA, 654 nt
Organism: Eufriesea mexicana
Lineage: Eukaryota; Metazoa; Arthropoda; Insecta; Hymenoptera; Apidae
Gene: Trs23
Product: trafficking protein particle complex subunit 4-like protein Trs23
Exons: 2
Coding region: 1-654 (217 amino acids)
Biological process (GO): endoplasmic reticulum to Golgi vesicle-mediated transport
Cellular component (GO): TRAPP complex
Source: RefSeq, a predicted model, not a curated record
AUGGUUAUUUAUGGUGUAUAUAUCGUAUCAAAAUCAGGUGGACUAAUUUUUAAUCAUGAUCAUAAUGUUCCACGAAUCGAAAAUGAAAAAACAUUUAACUUUCCACUUGAUAUAAAAUUAAAUUACGAAAAUAAAAAAAUUGUUGUUUCAUUUGGACAAAAAGAUGGUAUUAAUGUGGGUCACGUUUUAACUACAGUAAAUGGAAGUCCUGUAGUAGGACGAGAAUUAGAAAAUGGAAAAGAUGUUUUUGAACUGUUAGAACAGUCAGAGAAUUAUCCUAUAUCACUUAGAUUUAGUCGUGCCAGAAUGACAACUAAUGAAAAAAUUUUUUUAGCAUCAAUGUUUUAUCCUUUAUUUGCAAUUGCUAGUCAAUUAAGUCCUGAACCACAUUGUUCUGGUAUUGAAAUUUUAGAAGCUGAUACAUUUAGACUACAUUGUUACCAAACACUAACUGGGAUUAAAUUUAUCGUGGUAGCAGAGCCCACACAAAGUGGAAUAGAAAUUUUGUUAAAAAGAGUAUACGAACUGUAUGCAGAUUAUGCUUUGAAAAAUCCUUUUUAUUCAUUGGAAAUGCCAAUUAGAUGUGAAUUGUUUGAGACUAAUUUACAAAGUUUGUUAGAAAAUGUUGAAAAGUCUGGUGCUAGCAGUGUCUAA